AUGAAAACUGCGACGGCUCAGGCACAGCCAGCAGUUAUUUCAACCAGACUUGUUAAAAAACUUAACACUUUCAAUAGUGCUGAAGUGCCUUUACGAGAGAUGAAGCUUACUCUUUCAACCGAACCCCCUGUUAUUCUUAAAGUUGUUCCACCCCCAGCAUUGGUUGACGAGGAGUCAUCUGAAAAUCUUUACUUUAAUCCAGAUUUAGUAACUAGAGUAGCCAAAGUGGAUUCAACAGAGCGACCAUCGCUUGCUGAAAUACUCGCUGUUGAGCAGAAGCCCGUUCUUCUCCCAGGAGAAUCUGCUCCAGAAGUUUUUACAUGUAACAGCAAAACAGAUGGAGUCUACACAAAAGGUUGCUCUGACGUAUUUGUGUUGUGUAAGGCGGAAACUACAAUAAUUUUCCGCUGCCCAGACAACAAGAUAUUCGACAUUAAAACAGGAACUUGUAUUCCAAGGCCGGACGGUUGCCCCCCUCCCGCCAUUUUGGAUGGUCCUUACAAAUCUUCACGCUUGAAGCCCGCAUUAAAUGCAGAAAAGCAACAGUUAAAGUUAUUGUAUCGUUUAGACGACAAAAAACUAGUUUUGAUAAAGAGUGAAGUAGCUCCACUUCCGGUGGCCGCACAUGAGUAUCGUUACCCCAUAGAUCCGUCAUCACCUCUUCAAGUACCAGAAAUUGAACUACCGACACGUCAAACUCCUAUUCAUCAUGAAGUAGUUCUCGAAACUUCUUCAAUGUUAGUAGAAACACCGAAAGCAUCGUCAAUGACUCCUACUAGAACCGGACCUGGUAGACUUACAGCAGUUCCUGCACCAUUCGUAGAAACACCAAAAAUAGUGUCAGCGACUCCUGCCAGGACCAGUAGCGAAAGACUUUCAGCAGCCCCUGCAGCAGUUUCAGUAGCUCAAACAGCAACCCCAGUAGCUCCUGUCAAAACCGGAUGUGGAAAACUUCCAAGAACUCCUGCAGCAUUCACAGAAACACCAGCAGCACCAUCAGUGACUCCCGCUAGGAGCGGAUGUGGAAGACUUGCAGCAGCUCCUGAAGCGUUAGCGGAAAGAUUAGGGGUAGCACCAGUAGCUCUCUUUAAAGCUGGAAAGGGAAGACUUUCGGCACCUCCUGCGGCAGUGGUAGCGGAACCGACGGCAGCACCAUUAACUUCAACUAGAACUGGAUAUUUUGCUCUUCCACUAGAUCGUCGGAUAGCACAUGUGGUCACACCAAAUGAUGCAGGAGUGGUAGAGGAGGAAACUGGAGAGUUCUACUCAGCUUUCUCCUGCCUUUUCCAUCCGGAUGGCGUUUAUCCACUUCCUGGAUCAUUGUCUUCUGUCGUGCUAUGCAAUUCUGGUGACACCGUAAUUUUGAAUUGUCCGGGUGACUUUGUUGUUAAUGAGAAAGAGUUGAAAUGUGUGGCGAAAACACAAAAGACUCGAGGGAAACAUGCUAUGGCAUGGGAUAUGGAGUCUUCUCAUUUGGAUGUUCGCCUAGUUAUUAUGUUUCGUUGCCUCGGUAUUGCAACCGUUUCGCUUGCCCAUCACCACUAG
Molecule: messenger RNA, 1545 nt
Organism: Enterobius vermicularis (human pinworm)
Lineage: Eukaryota; Metazoa; Nematoda; Chromadorea; Rhabditida; Oxyuridae
Source: the annotation of a GenBank genome assembly